Molecule: messenger RNA, 1146 nt
Organism: Arabis nemorensis
Lineage: Eukaryota; Viridiplantae; Streptophyta; Magnoliopsida; Brassicales; Brassicaceae
Source: the annotation of a GenBank genome assembly
AUGGCGAAUCAACAUUUCUUCAAGCCUCUUCUUCCUGGUUUCCACAGCCACUUGACAAUUCCUGAAGCCUUCUACUUGAAGUAUGUACAAGGAAGAAAUGAGCAAACGGUGGCUAAGCUGAGAUCAGACGCGUCCAAGAUAACCUGGGAAGUGAAGGUAGAAGAAGAUGGCCAGACACUUACUGAUGGUUGGAAAGACUUCGCUCUCGCACACGAUCUUCGAAUCGGUGACAUUGUCGUUUUCAGACAAGAGAGACACAUGGAUUUCCAUCUGACACUGUUCGGACCUAGUUGCUGUGAGAUCCAAUAUGGAUCGUGUUUAGACAACGAGAGAAACCUCUGGAAGAUUCUUAGGAAGAAGAAAGUGAUGAAGAGUCCAAGAAGAGAAAGAGAGUCUUGUUUUGUGGCUAAUGUCAUGGCUUCGACCCUCCGAUACGACAGGCUGAAUCUUCCAAGGGGUUUUGUGAGGGCAAAUGGUCUUGACAAAAAAUGUGGAGAGAUUGUUCUGAUGAAUGAAAAGGGAAGAUCAUGGACGCUAGAUUUGACAAGAAAUAAAUCAUAUCAAAAUAGUUAUAUCAAACGAGGGUGGAGAAGUUUUUGUCAUGCCAAUGGGCUUAGAGCUGGAGGUUUCUUCACUUUCAAACUGAUCCAAAGAGGAGGAACUCCGGUUCUACUUUUAUUGUCUGAAGAACCCGAAGACGAAGAGUGUUCAGAAGGUGAUGAAAUAGAGUCUCUUUCCAUGGAAUCAGAAAGCAAUGAAGAGAGCAAACAAGAUGAAAAAAGCUUCAAGAAGCGUAGUAGAUCGAUAUGGAAAGCUUCAUCUUCACCAUCCCAAAACCGAUUUGUGACAUUAGCUCUUACACCUUACAACAUCAAUAAGUAUAGAAUGUUUCUUCCGGUACCCUUCACAAGGAUGCAUGGCAUUAAUGAGGAAACUAAAAUGGCUUUGCUGGAUAAAAACGGUGUGAAUUGGUCUACGAAUCUGCGGUCUGAAAGGUCAAGAAUAAAAUUGGUAGGAGGAUGUAAAGAUUUCUUCAAAGCUAACUGUGUGAAGACAGGUGAAUCGGUCAAACUGGAGCUGAUUUGGAAAGAAGACACAAGUUGUGUCCUUAAGUUCUGCUCCAUUGUGAAGCCAAAGAACAAAUGA